CGGAGAUUUUCCGUGAAGCCUCAUCAACUGAACGUGUUCAGCGUGAACAUGAAGAACAUGCACGCAUGCGGCGUAUCAGAGACCGGAGGGUGAUGGACAUUCGGAGAGGACGCUUACGUUUCACACUCAGAGUCGAAGGCAAGUGCUAGGGAAGGUUGGUUAGAAGAACAGUUCGUGAUUCGUUUACCCUCGUCACAUAGCGUUCCAUGCGUGCGCACGCAUGCAACAACGAAUAAACAACCGACGUCAUUCUCCGGACCUUGUUUCACACGCCGCCUUGGGUGGGGUAGCCACAUAGAGAUUGAAAUACAGCUCUAACUCCUGAGGCGGUAGCGGUUACUGUGUGAUGUAAAAUAUGUUCGGCUAAAUCUGGCGUCUGCACCAACAGCCAGGCUUGCUGAAAUGACAAACAGCGGCAGUCACACGCUUAUGCGUAACACUGUUUGCAUUUUCAACCUCCAUAUGGACUCUCUACACCAUCGCAUGCCUCUGGCCUACCGCCUAGAGUCUCCACCAGUGGACGGAAGCCAAUCGAAGGGUGGCCCAGAUCCGUUUCGAAAAUGAUUAGACACUUUUUAAGAGCAGCGUUGCGCUUGCGGCUGCUUCUUGGUUUUGGAUCACGUGCAAGAAGUCGGCUGUCCAGUCUGGCAGCAGGCAGGUAUCAGAGUGGAUACGUCCCCCAACCUGUCGCACCCUCGCCCGCUGUAGCACGGUCGUCGGUGCGCUCUGAAGAAGACAAGAAUGAAGACGAAAGCGAACGAGAGGAAAACGAAGAAAGCAGCGACAGAGAAGACGGAGACGGCUCUUCCCCGUCGGACCCUGUCUCCUCACUCAGUGGUGCAGCGGUGGUCACUCAAGAGACGCAGGUUGCUCCGCGCAUUCCACGUGCAGCAGGAAGGAGAGAAACUGGUCAGGCGAGUGAAGCAGACAGAAGAGUACGCAGCGGACCGGAAGAGGCUGAAGAAGCACAGAUGAAGGAUGGAGAGGGCAACACCUCAAGACGGUCUUCAGACGACCCCCAGAGAUACGUGCAGGGUAGCAUGAACGUCGGCAGUGUGAAGGCAGGUGACCUGCCGUCCAAGGAGCCACACCAGAAAGAGACAUGGAAAAAGAGACAAACUUUAGGGACGUCCGGAGCCACCGAUGAAUCAAAGACUAGCAAUCUAGGAUCCGAACCGGUGAAUGCCACAGAAGACAACCAACAGAACUCCGGGAGUCAUAUAAACCCCCGAUUCUGUCUGACUUCAGAUCUUUCGGCGGAUGCUGAGUCAGGUGCUUCUUCAGAAACCGAGACAGAGACCCAAGCGGAUGAGCACAGUCAGAGUCAAGGACAAGGCGUCUUCAGCGCGGAUGUUGUUGUAGGACCUUUGAUAGUGGUGAAGUGCAGCGAAACGAGGGAAUGCUUCACUAUUGAAGAAGUUAGAGGAGCGAUUUGGGCGUGGAUUAGCGAGCAUGUCCCGGAGUUGGCGGCGAGGGCGCAUGCUGGAUUCGAUGUUGUGUGGAAGAACGCAGUGCAAGAGAGCGUGGCGCCCCUCCUACAAUCUUUCCCUGGAGAGCUGUACUUGAAAGCAAGACCGGCCAUCGUCGUUCCACAAGGACACGAACAAACAACUGAACCCACGGACGAGUGAUGUCGGCGUAUCAGGCAAAAUGCGAAAGCGAACUGUCCGAUUCAGUACUGCACAUUUAUCACUCUCGAUGCACGUAUUCACAUCGCACAUGGGAACGCAGUGAGGUGUUGGAUUUAAAAAUGGAUUCGACCGCACCAGGAUUGAGAGUCUGUGCAACUUCUGGGUGGCCGUAUCGGCUUACAUAAGAAUACUCUGAACACAUCUCUGCACCGUUUGUUCAAGAGUCGUGUGUUUCUCUGAUCUCUGGGUCGUUUCUGCACCUUCACACUCGUGGCUUUUGCUUGCUGACAAAGGUGACAUUUCUUCUAGAUUAGGACUGAAGAGGACUGAGGACACAUGUGUUUAGCACUUUCUUCGGUAGCGGGAUUGCCGGACGACG
Toxoplasma gondii ME49 is the source of this 2010-nucleotide messenger RNA. RefSeq lists its product as hypothetical. The transcript has 3 exons. The coding region runs from base 561 to 1631 and encodes 356 amino acids. The record is from RefSeq and is a predicted model, not a curated record. NCBI's taxonomy places the organism in Eukaryota, Apicomplexa, Conoidasida, Eucoccidiorida, Sarcocystidae.